Fundulus heteroclitus (mummichog) is the source of this 7290-nucleotide messenger RNA. RefSeq names its product insulin-like growth factor 2 mRNA binding protein 1 (gene igf2bp1). The transcript has 15 exons. NCBI's taxonomy places the organism in Eukaryota, Metazoa, Chordata, Actinopteri, Cyprinodontiformes, Fundulidae. Gene Ontology annotation, biological process: regulation of gene expression; nervous system development. The coding region runs from base 1040 to 2845 and encodes 601 amino acids. Gene Ontology annotation, molecular function: mRNA 3'-UTR binding. The record is from RefSeq and is a predicted model, not a curated record. Gene Ontology annotation, cellular component: nucleus; cytosol; cytoplasm.
UGGAAGGCGCCAUAUCUGACAGAUUGUUCCAAUUAAUGCGACCUCUGCCGAAGCACACAGUUGAUCAAAGUGACGGACGGUCAGCGAAGCUUGCGGGGCCGUAGAAGGAACAUUUGGGGGUUUGUUUUGUUUCUGUACGUUUUGGAGGCUUCAUUAGCAGCCUGGGGUAGGAGAGGAGUGGCUACACAAUAACACCCAUUUACACAUUACCAGGCGGUGUAGGAAAUAUCAGAAUGUAAAACAGAAAUACUGCUAACUCGUACAGGCUAAACUGCAGACAAGCAGCAACAGCUACUGGUUAGCACGUCAGCCGGCGAAGACAAGGCGGCAAAGAUCCAUAGCAUUUCCAGUUGCACGCAAACGCUUUCAUCUGGCGAAGAAGCUAGAAUGUGAGUGGCCCCGCCCCCUUCCGCCUCUCUAACCUACUCCAAACAGAACACGUGGUCGGGACUACGUCGUGAAUCGGAGUCUGAGGAGAGGGCGGCGUCAUCGCCAAGCCGGCAGCUCGCUGAGAAAGACUGGGGUAGAAAGGAGAGAGAGCGAGAAAGGACAACAGCAACAUACUCCCGAUUUGAUCCGGUCCCGCCAGAGUUUUCCACACUCUUCAACGCACAGACCCAUCAUUCACCCAAUAGCUCCAACCCGCUAAAAGCCACAGUCCGACAGACAGAGAGCCCGCAGGCUGCUGCUUCGACUGCUGGAGCCGGCUUCGAAUCAACGGAUUUUAUGUCUACUGUUCCUCUGCUCCAACGGGAUUUACAAAUAUAUCCACUAAUCUCAUUGUUCAAUUUUUGAUUUUUUUAAUUAUUACUUUGGCUUUCAUCCGAUUUGCAACUUUUGUCCAGUCCUUCUGGUUAUCAGUCUUACACCUUUUAUUCUUUAGCGUCAAUUCCAGUUUCUGUUUGAGAGCGGCGUGACAGGGGAGCUGGUUACACUAUUUGAUUUCACGAUCGAAACUUUUUGGAUUCCUUAAAUUAGAGCUUUUUGGCUGUUCUUCUCCCCCCAUAUUUUUGGACUCUAAAAAAAAGAACAAACCACCAUGCACAAACUAUACAUUGGGAAUCUAGGCGACAGCGUGACCGCCGAGGACUUGAUCAAAACCUUCGAGGAUCACAAGAUCCCAUACUCAGGACAGUUCCUGAUGAAAAACGGCUAUGCCUUUGUGGACUGUCCUGACGAUCAAUGGGCAAUGAAAGCGAUCGAGACGUUUUCGGGUAAAGUGGAGCUUCAUGGGAAACGUAUCGAGGUGGAGCAUUCUGUACCCAAGAAGCAAAGGACCAGAAAACUGCAGAUCAGAAACAUUCCACCUCACCUGCAGUGGGAGGUGCUGGAUGGUCUGCUGGCACAGUGUGGAACCGUGGAAAACUGUGAACAAGUCAACACAGAGAGUGAGACUGCAGUGGUUAACGUUACAUAUGCAUCCCGGGAGCAUGCAAGACAAGCUAUUCAGAAACUGAAUGGAUAUCAGCUGGAGAGCAACUCCCUGCGUGUCUCCUACAUCCCCGAUGAAACCUCAGACAUGGAGGGGGGCCAACGUGGGACCGAAAACGGACGUCGUCCUGGCUAUGGGCCCCGCGGCGGACUGCGUGGAGGGUCCCCGAGCUCUGGAAUGCCCCCUAAACCUCCACACACCGACAUCCCUCUCAGACUUCUGGUGCCCACGCAGUACGUCGGCGCCAUCAUUGGCAAAGAGGGAGCCACCAUUCGCAACAUCACCAAGCAGACGCAGAGCAAGAUUGAUGUUCACCGCAAGGAGAAUGCCGGUGCUGCUGAGAAGCCUAUUAGCAUCCACUCCACUCCUGAGGGCUGUUCAGCCGCCUGCCGGAUGAUCCUGGAGAUCAUGCAACAGGAGGCCAAAGAUACCAAGACAGCUGAUGAGGUUCCUCUCAAAAUUCUGGCCCAUAACAACUUUGUUGGCCGCCUUAUUGGAAAGGAGGGACGCAACCUGAAAAAAGUCGAGCAGGACACAGACACCAAGAUAACCAUCUCACCUCUCCAGGACCUGACCUUGUAUAAUCCAGAGAGAACUAUCACAGUCAAAGGCUCCAUUGAAGCUUGCUGUAAGGCUGAGGUCGAGAUUAUGAAGAAGGUCAGAGAGGCCUAUGAGAACGACAUUGCAGCGAUGAAUCAGCAAACUCACCUGAUCCCUGGACUUAACCUGGGUGCUCUGGGGCUCUUUCCUCCAUCAUCCAACAUGCCUCCCCCACCACCCGGAAAUGCAGUUGGAGGAACCCCCUAUGGCUCCUUUGGGGCCCCAGAGCAGGAGACUGUUCAUGUAUACAUCCCAGCACAAGCAGUGGGGGCCAUUAUUGGCAAGAAGGGACAGCACAUCAAACAGCUGAGCCGCUUUGCUGGAGCCUCGAUUAAGAUCGCACCAGCUGAAACUCCAGACUCUAAAAUGAGAAUGGUGAUUGUGACGGGACCCCCAGAAGCUCAGUUCAAGGCUCAGGGCAGAAUCUAUGGGAAGCUGAAAGAGGAGAAUUUUUUUGGACCAAAAGAGGAAGUCAAACUGGAAACUCACAUUAAAAUGGCUGCUGCUGCUGCAGGAAGGGUCAUUGGCAAAGGAGGGAAGACGGUGAAUGAGCUGCAAAACCUGACAGCAGCUGAGGUGGUGGUCCCAAGAGAGCAGACGCCUGAUGAAAAUGAUCAAGUCAUUGUCAAGAUUAAUGGCCAUUUCUACGCCAGCCAGCUGGCUCAAAGGAAGAUUCGAGAUAUCCUGACACAGGUCAAAAUGUCACAGAAAGGUGGGAUGGGUAUGGGCCCUGGCCCCCACCCUCAGGGUUUCACUGAGAUGGGCAGCCCUACACAGGGACUCUCUCAGGAUCACCAGCCACGCAGGAAGUAAGGGCCUCCACCCCAUGUGACGGACAUGCGCAGACGGACAGACGAACGGAUACAGAAGAGUAAUACACGGACCCAGCAAUAGACAGGAAGAGAGAUUAAGAAGGGUGGAAGGAAAUACGCCUGAUAGCCACUGAGAAAGAUCCUAAGAGAAAAAAAAUCAAAAAAUGAAUUCAAUCAAAUAAUGAAAUGAAUAAAAAGAGGGUUUAGAUAAAAAGAAACUUGAAAACAAAGACCCAGUGCCAGGCCAGAAGAGAGACUGAGUGUGGAUGAGAGGAUGAAGAAAAGGAGGGAUGGCGGGGACAAGUGAGGGCGUCGUUCUGGUGUGCCAUGGUAUGGCUGCAGAAAGCUCCUUGCUUGCUGCAGCUUCUCAUGCACAUUUUGGUUAAGUUUGAGUGGCAGACAAAUGUAGUUCUCCAUGUAAUGAUGGAGAGUUGGGGUGAUUUCUGAGACCCGUCUGAGCUCAUGCAGGGAGGAAAGUCUUAGCCACACUAAUCUGUGUGCAGACACACUGGAAGCAGCCGCUUGGUCAUGCUUUGUUCCUCCUCUACAGACCUCUCCAAUCAUCUGCAGUCAGUCUUAUAUUUUAAGGGCGUUUUUUAACAUAGAGAUAUAUGUAUAGAAAUGUUAUAUUCAGAGCUAUUAUUGAUUUAAAUGCAGUGAUGCAGAGCUGGGAGAGGGAGUUGGGAAGCUGCUGCAGAGGGAAAGGGAGCAGCUCUGGGGUUACCCAUUAUGUACCUCCAAGUCAGUGAGGUUUUUGAGGUGGGGGCCAUAGAUGCUAACACUGCUCUUUAAACAACUCUCUGAAAAGAAAAUAUGAGGUUGUAAAUAUAUAAUCUUCAUGUUAUUUAUAAAAAUGCUGUGUCUUACCACACUUUAAUAAAAAAGGAGGGGCUCCCUUUCUAUUUCCCUCUCUCCUGUUUAUGAUGUGUAGCAUUCUGUAGCCUACAGUAAGACAAGGAGUGAGAGGGGCCCUCUGCAUCCUCUUCCAUGCUUCGCUGGUAGAAGGACACAGCAAGAGACAGUAAGGAGGCGGAAGUCGCAGCUGGUCCUGCAGUUCUAAUGCAGUGACUCAGCUCACAUGGUGAUAUUAAGAAGCCAAGUUUACAGAGUCCAGCAGCCAUGCUCGCUGGUCAGCGACCCGCACCUUCAAAGACAUAUUUUAUAUAUAUUAUAUAUAUUUGAUAUGUGAGUUAGCCUGGCCCCCCUCUAAAUAUACUCUGGAGUGUGAGUCAGGUGUGAGGUUUUGCUGCACCUGAAAGUCCUGCAAUGACAGACAGACGAGGUGUGUCUGAGAUCCUCUGCUCGUUGCAUUCUUCCAGUGCUGGGCAGCCAAGCCCUGUCUGAAACAGGCUGGCUUUCUGCUCAGGGUUUAGGACCAUCCCUGCACUGAAUGCCUGUUUCUGCCUUUACAAACUGGUGUACUGGCAGAAAUCGUUUGUAGCGCACUUGGGAAGGCUUGCUAUGAAAGCACAGGAAGCAAAAAGCAAAGUCUUCCUAAACUCACCACCUUGACCUCAGUAGUUGAAACCUGACUUGAGUAGAAGCAGCUUGCCGGUUUUCUCUCCCAAAUCUGCCAAAGGCCUGUGGGCAGAGCCUCCAGAUUCUGCCUUUGUAUGAUAAAGAGGGGCAGGAGUAUGGAUGUUUUUACCAAGAUUAGAACAGAUCAGAGAAGAAAUGAAAAAGAAAAAAAACUACCUCAGGGUAAAAUUACCUCAGUAUUCCUAACUUUUUUUUCCCGCUUGCUGGUGUUUUAUAUAAAUAGAAAAAAAGAGCUAAUAGUUCUGGAUAUUUUUUAUUUUUUUAAGAAAAACGUUUUUUUAAGUAUUGUCUUGUUGCUUUGGUUAUUUUUUUUUCUGUUUUUAGUUUUUGUUUUGUUUUUGUUUUUGGUAGGGAUGGAUGGGUGAAUGAAUUCAGGAUGACAAGGAGGCUGUUAAGUAGAGAGAUAUAAAAUGCUGGUACAGUACAGAACACUGAGCUAUUUUGCUUUUUUUUUUGGUGGGUUAACAUGCCACCUGUGUACCUGAAGUGUGAUUGUAUCAGCCACUGCCUGAAGUGGAAACAUGGCCAAUGGGGAGCAGUGUUACCUCAAGAGGAGGGUCCUACCAGGCCCAAGGAUAACCAAACACACCACUCUGAAGGUCUUUAAUUGACCAUUAUAAAUGGGUUUAUUCCUCCAAGCAGACAGUCUCAAGCUCUGACCAGUUGAGUCCCUGCCUCUACUCUUUGUCAGUGUGCCUGCCUGAACCCUGAAGGUCCCUCCUCUGGUGCCUUAUUGUAUUGACAUCAUCAGGAAGCGCUAUACAGGAGCUGUGUUUUCUCCCUAGCAGUUUAAGAACUUCAUUUUACCAUCAGUUGUAUAAUGUGGUCCAUGUAGAGCCAAAUGGUACAUCUGAUAGGUUUGUUAGCUGGGCACACUGCAGGCAGCUCUGAUGUCUCUAAAUGUGAAUAUUUAUUACCUGUGCACUGACCAUGAUGCUCCCUGUUGGCUGCAUGGACGUGUGUGUAAAAGCAGGCAUGUGCAAGUAUGCUUUCAAAGUUGUUUAUUUUUUGGUCAGGGAAUGUGUUUGGGUAAAAGAAAAAAGUAGGACGAGAACCUAUGGCCCCGCCAUCUAUGUGCAAACCCAUCAGGGAAGGAGAGGAUUGCAAACCUGAGAAAAUGGGAGCAAAACAGCAGGAAUACUGCUCUGAAAUAGUUUAAAACCUGUUGAGUGAUCAUUAUUUUUUUUGUACUUUUGGAGACAAUUUCAGGAAAAAAAAGAUUAAGAAAAGGAGUUGAGAACAGAAAGAUUACGCUAGUCAUUGCAAAACACUGCCAAAUGUAGAAUUCCUUUGAAGUCCUCGCAGCACUCAACGUCACUGACACCAACCUCCAUCGGCUGCCCUACAAGUUAAGCAUCAAACAGGGACAAACCUUUUCUAUCAUGUCUAUGCUUCCAUUUUUACCCAGAGGCCCAGGUUUCACAGCUCAGCAUAAAUAUCCUGUGUUGUUUCCACCUCUUUCCAAACCAUAGAGCUCUGUUCUCAGCCACCAAGACACAUUUAUCUUUCAGCCUGCAGGGUUUAUGAUUGGUUAGAUUUGAUGUGUGUGUGUUUUGUUUUGUUUUUUGUUUUUUUUUAGCUUCGACAAUACAGCAAGCUUUAUUUGGACAUAACAUCUAGGGUCGUAGUGUUGCACUAACUGAUGAAAUAUGCUGACAACAACUAACAAAAUGACUGGGAACAUCCGACCCGCCUUGCGAAAGAAAAAUAUGAAGUGCAAAGUAGAGGAGAGAUGGAAUGAUGGGAGGAAGCAGGGGUCGUCAUCUGCUUGGGAUGGGGAGUAGUCUACAAAAACAUUUCAUCCUAAUGCUCCUUCCUGUUACUUCCACUCAACACUCUGUCUUUCCUCUCUUUUGUAUUCUUGAGAAAAAAUAUUCUAUUUCCUUGACUUUAUGAAUAAUGUUUUAAUUUUGGAGUGGGCAGGAAUGUCGGGGUCUCUUGCCCUCUCUUGCGCUGGUCUCCAUUUUGUUCGUUUUGCUCACUUCUGUUGAAGACCUGUUGGUUUUCCUAUUUAGUCCACUUGUUUUUUUUUUUUAAAUCAGUGCUUAAACUUUUUUGAUUGGUAAAUCUGAAAAUAGUUUAACUUCUAUAUGAAUACACACAUCUUUUAACGAAAUGGCUACUAAAUAUGAUGAAGUACUAACAAAUGGGUCAGGACAGAAACUGUGCCAAACUCACAGUCAGGACUUGGUCUAAAAUGCAGAGAAGUCAAACUAAGAAUAUCUGUACAGUCUCUGAGAUAUUUCUGAAGGAAAGGCUAUUUCUUUCAAACGACAGCAUCUCAUCUUGGAACUGAACUCCUCUUUUUUGGUCUUUUUUAAUGUACAGUAGAGAAAACACCUGUUAGGAUCAAACCGAAACACAGGUGCACAUUGUGCUACCUACAGCUGCUGCUCUGUAGGACAGAAUGUAGUGACAAGUACUCUUUUUUAAUUGCUCUCAACCAUUUGAAACCUAAUUUUGGCUCAUUUCUGGCCUAAAUCCAGGUUAAGUGAUCUAUUGUUAUAUAAGAUUGACAAAGUUUUAGUAGUGUGAUGCCACCUUUGGAAAUAGGUCAAUAUUAACUUCACACGCUAACACUAAAGAUGUAGACAAUUUUGCUGUAUUAAACUUUCCAAUACUGUUUGAAUCAUCAUUUUAGUUUAUUGUGCAUGUUUUGCCCCUUUCCAUUUUAAAGUGCUUUAUAUUAAUGCUGACCAUUUCUAUAGCAAAAAGCUGGGCUUAACUUUUUAUACUAUGCUCUAAAAUAUCAAAUGUGCUGGUUUCAUGUGUGUCUAAUUAGAGACCACAACAGAAGUCACGUUUUCCUUAUUUUACUUUAAGUCGUGUUUGUUUGAUAAAUUCUAAAUAUUCUUUGUCAACUAGACGUCAACAUUAUCCAUUCUGAUAAGAAACCCUGAAAUACUC